This is a messenger RNA of Penicillium nucicola, 1134 nucleotides long. RefSeq names its product glycoside hydrolase family 28 protein. The transcript has 3 exons. Gene Ontology annotation, biological process: pectin catabolic process. The record is from RefSeq and is a predicted model, not a curated record. Lineage: Eukaryota; Fungi; Ascomycota; Eurotiomycetes; Eurotiales; Aspergillaceae. Gene Ontology annotation, molecular function: polygalacturonase activity. Bases 1 to 1134 code for a protein of 377 amino acids. Gene Ontology annotation, cellular component: extracellular region.
AUGGCUUCCCUCAAAUUGGCCCUUCUCGGCCUGCUCGGCGCCGCUGCCGUCAACGCUGCCCCUGCCAUCGCCCUGGAGGCUGAUGUGCUCGGAAACAGUCUCGUUCCCCGUGCUUCUUGUACCUUCUCUGGCUCCACCGGUGCUGCCAGUGCCAUCAAGAACAAGAAGUCUUGCUCCACCAUCACCCUGAGCAACGUCGCAGUCCCUGCUGGAACCACUCUGGACCUGACUGGACUCGCCAAGGGCACCACUGUUAUCUUCGAGGGUACCACCACCUUCGGUUACAAGGAGUGGUCUGGUCCCCUCGUCUCCGUCUCCGGAACCUCCAUCACCGUCAAGGGUGCCUCCGGUGCCGUUCUCAACGGUGACGGUGCUCGCUGGUGGGACGGAAAGGGAACUAACGGCGGCAAGACCAAGCCGAAGUUCUUCUACGCUCACAGCUUGACCAGCUCUACCAUUGAGAACAUCUACAUCAAGAACUCGCCCGUUCAGGUCUUCAGCAUCAACGGCGCCAAUGACCUCACCCUGAGCGGAGUCACCAUCGACAACGCCGCUGGCGACGCCGGCGGUGGUCACAACACCGACGCCUUCGACGUUGGCUCCAGUACCGGUGUCUACAUCACCAACCCUAUCGUCCACAACCAGGACGACUGCCUGGCUGUCAACUCUGGCACCAACGUCCACUUCACCGGCGCCAAGUGCACUGGCGGUCACGGUAUCUCCAUCGGCUCUGUCGGUGGUCGCUCCGACAACACCGUCAACGGUGUCACCAUCGAGAACUGUGCCAUCACCAACUCCCAGAACGGUGUUCGCGUCAAGACCGUCUCCGGCGCUACCGGUAGCGUCAAGAACGUCAGCUACAAGGACAUCACCCUCUCCGGAAUCACCAAGUACGGCAUUGUGAUCGAGCAGGACUACGAGAACGGCAGCCCCACCGGAACCCCUACCAGCGGCGUCCCCAUCACCGGUCUGACCGUCAGCGGCGUCAAGGGAUCCGUCUCCAGCAGCGCUACCGAUGUCUACAUCCUGUGUGCUUCCGGCGCUUGCUCCGGCUGGACUUGGAGCGGCAACAGCGUCACCGGUGGUAAGAAGAGCAGCAAGUGCAAGGGUAUCCCCAGCGGUGCUUCGUGCUAA